This is a messenger RNA of Neltuma alba, 2178 nucleotides long. RefSeq lists its product as uncharacterized. Bases 1 to 2178 code for a protein of 725 amino acids. Gene Ontology annotation, molecular function: zinc ion binding. The record is from RefSeq and is a predicted model, not a curated record. The transcript has 3 exons. Lineage: Eukaryota; Viridiplantae; Streptophyta; Magnoliopsida; Fabales; Fabaceae.
AUGUUUGAUUUGGAAAAACGAAGUGUGCAAAGGACGAAGGAAAAAUUGAGUGAGGGGCAUGGAAGCAUAGGUGAGUGGGUAAGAAGAAGUAGGGAAAAUGAGAGAUGGGUUUGGGUCAAUCAAGAUGAGAGAGAGGUAGGGGGCAAUAAAAAUGACGAAGAGGAACAGGGCAAUGAAAAUGACAGAGAUCCAGAACAAGAGGUGAUUGAGUGUGUAGAUGUAGAUGGUUUAGAAGAGAUAGAUGAUGAUGGAAUUGAAGAUUUACCUGAACAUUGGGAGGAAGGGGGAGAUAGUGAGGAUGACAUUGUUAAAGAAAUUGACAAAGGGAAAAGAGUAUUGGUUAUAGAUGAGGAUGAGGAUAAAAGUAAGGAAGGGGGAGAUAGUGAGGAUGAAGAAGGUUCUGAUAGUGAGGAUUCGAAUUAUGUUGGAAAUAGUGCCAGCUCUGACACUGAGGAGAGUUUGGUGGAUGAUUUUGAAGUAUCUGAAAAUAGUGAAGGGGAAGAUGAGGAUAUGGGCCUUAAUGAAGAUUGUGAGCCUCCAAAUGAAAGAGUUGGGCUUAGCGUGUUGGAGGGCUUGGGAGACCGGCCUUUCUUUAUGUUAGGCAUGACUUUCUUAGACCUAAAUGAGCUCAGGAGCGCCAUAGAUAGCUAUGCUAUUUCGAAAGGGGUGAAUAUCAAAAUUAUUAGAAGUGAGAAAAGGUUAUUAAAGGCAAUAUGUGAAGAAGGCUGCCCAUUCACCUUAUAUGCAUCAAGAGAUGGGAAUAAUGUGGGCUACAAGGUGAAGACAUUGUGCAAUGAGCACAGGUGUGGUAGGGUUUUCAAGAACCCUAGGGCAAGUGUGAAGUGGCUAGCCGAACACUUCAAGGAGAAAAUACAGGAGAGACCUAAUUACAGCAUCUGUGAAAUGAAGAAUGAUGUUGAGUGUGAGUUCAAGGUCCACGUGAGCUUACAUAAGUGCAAGAGGGCAAAGAGGAGAAUAGUACAACACAUGGAUGGGAGCUUCGUAGAUGAAUUCUCCAAGUUAGAAGCUUACUGCAAUGAACUGAAAGUGUCAAAUCCUGGGUCAGAUAUUAGUGUGGAGAUAAGUAACGAGGCUUUGGAACAAGGGAGAAGAGUUUUUAGAAGAAUGUAUUUGUGUUUUAAUGCAGCAAAGGUUGGUUGGAAAGUUGGGUGUAGACCAUUGAUUGGAGUUGAUGGAACAUUUCUAAAUUGUAAAGCUAGAGGGAUUCUGUUAACUACUGUUAGUUUAGAUGCUAACGACUCAUUGUACCCGUUAGCAUUUGCUUUGGUUGAUAAAGAGAAUGGUGUGAAUUGGAGUUGGUUCAUUCAGUGGCUUAGGAUAUCACUUAAUCUUCACAAUGGUGGCAAAGUAACUUUCAUGUCAGACAUGCAGAAGGGAUUACAGCAUGCUGUGACAGAGAUACUUCCAGAGGCCGAGCAUAGACUUUGUACAAGGCAUAUUUAUGCUAAUUGGAGCAAAAGGUGGAGAGGGAAUGAGAUGAAGAAAAAAUUUUUCUCUUGUGCUUGGAGUACGUUUGAAGAACAAUUCAAAGACAAUCUCAAAGCACUUGGAGCACUUAAUAAAGAGGCAGCUGAAGCAAUGGUGUCAUACCCUACAUCUGUUUGGGUAAGAGCUUCUUUCAGUAAUAGAUGCUUGUCUUGGGUUCUAGACAACAAUAUGAGUGAGAGAUUAAAUGCUUGGAUUGAUGAAUAUCGAUAUCUACCUGUUAUUAGAAUGUUUGAUGGGAUAAGGGUUAAGAUGAUGGAAAAAUGGGCUGGGAGUGAGCAAAAUGUGAGGAAUUGGAAAGGCAACUAUAGUCCAAAAUGUCUAGACUUAUUUGAAGCAAAUAGGUUGUUGUCCUCUACAUGUAGAGUUUUUUUCAAUGGGGAUGAGGGAUUUGAGGUGACUGAGGGACAAGAUAGGCACACAGUAUGUCUCACUAGGAAAACGUGCAUGUGCAGGGCAUGGGAUUUAACUGGAAUCCCAUGCCAACAUGCUAUUCGUGCUAUGUAUCACUAUAAAUUGGAGCCCCUCACCCAUAUUUCAUGCUAUUACCACAAGGACACCUACAUUGCUAGCUAUAGGACAAAGUUUGCACCUGUGAGGGGCAAACAAUUCUGGGAUACAGAACAGUUUAUCCCUAUGCUACCACCACCUGAGUGCACAUUGCCUGGCUGA